AUGGAGAGUGGAGGUGCGGUGGUGCGGCACGAUGAAAAAGUUGGAGAGAGGGAAUGGAGCCGGGGUUAUGAAAUGAAGAUCCGCUCACGCCCAACCACCACCACCACCACCACCACCAUCACCGUCGAUCUAGAUCUCCUUCGGCCGAUUUUUCCAGAUUUGCUCGCCGCCACCACCGUCAUGACUGCCAACGGAGGGAGUUGUCUGAAGACCCAUGAUUUUCUGCAGCCACUAGAGCGGCUAGAAACGAAGGGGAGUGCGAAGGAAGAAGCGACGGAUGAAAUAUCAUGGGUGGUUGAGAAGGCAGGACCUUCGGUUGAGCAUCUCUUACCUGGGGGAAUUGGGACUUACAGCAUUAGCCACAUUUCAUAUGUUAAUAAUAACAGUAACAAUAAUAAUCAAAGGCUUCCGAAAGCAGAGACGUCCCUUUUCGUGCGUCAAGCAAAUAGUACGGACAGGAACGAUGAGAACUCCAACUGCAGUUCGUAUACUACUUCAAGUGGUUUCACGCUGUGGGAAGACUCAUCGGGGAAGAGGGGCAAAACAGGAAAGGAGAAUAAUUCGGGCGACAAACCCUCUCUUGGAGAGUGUGCGGCGACAAAGCUAGGGCAGUGGACAUCAGCGGAGCGGACGUCGCAGUCGUUUUGUACCAAUCGUCACGGCAGCCUCAGCUCUCGCUCUUCAUCGCAGACAACUGGGCAGAAGAACCAGAGUUUUAUUGAAAUGAUGAAGUCUGCAAGGGAUAGUGCCCAGGAUGAAGUGCUAGAGAACGAAGAAACAUUUUUUCUCAAGAAAGAACCUUCCAAUACCCAAAGAGAACUGAGAGUGAAAGUAGAUGGUAAGAAUACUGACCAAAAGCCAAACACACCAAGAUCAAAACACUCUGCAACAGAACAGCGGAGAAGGAGCAAAAUCAAUGACAGGCAUGUAUUACCUGGCAAUCCAGUCUUGAAAUUCCAAAUGUUAAGAGAGCUUAUUCCGCACAGUGACCAAAAGAGGGACAAAGCAUCUUUUUUAUUAGAGGUCAUUGAGUACAUUCAUUUUUUACAAGAGAAGGUUCACAAGUAUGAAGGUUCAUUUCAAGGGUGGAAUAACGAGCCAGAGAAAUUGAUGCCAUGGAGAAACAAUGACAAGCCAGCUGAGAACUUUCAACCUCGUGGCACCGAUAAUGGGUCAAGUCCAUCUCCAGCACUGCUCUUUGCUUCAAAGAUUGAGGAGAAAAAUAUUAGCAUCUCCCCAACAAUUCCUGUGAGUACCCAUAAUGUAGAAUCUGGCUUGAGUACGGCAACUACCUCCAAGACAAUGGACCAUCCGGCUGGGAUAAUGAACAAGGCUUUUCCAAUUCCUAUUUCUUCACAGCUAAAUUUCUUCUCUCCAAAUCAAAUGGGUGGUCCAGGUGGAGUGGUGUCUCAGCUCACGCAUAGAACGGCUUCUGAUGCUGAGAACAAAUAUCAACCUUCAGUGGAGUGUCAGACUGUUGCUGCUACCAAUGAAAAGCUAAAAGAGAAAGAGCUCACUAUUGAAGGUGGUGCAAUUAGCAUAUCAAGUGUGUACUCAAAAGGGUUGUUGCAUACGCUUACACAUGCACUGCAAAGUUCAGGGGUGGAUUUGUCACAGGCUAGCAUCUCAGUGCAAAUUGAACUUGGUAAACAAGCAAACAUCAGACCAACUGUACCAGUGUCAGUGUGUGAUGCUAAGGAUGGUGAAGUACCUUCUAACAACCAAAAGAUGACGCGCUCUAGAGUUUCCAGCUCUGGGAAGUCUGACCAAGCCAUUAAGAAGCUAAAGACCUGCAGAAGUUAA
Messenger RNA from Sphenostylis stenocarpa, 1803 nucleotides. The record is from the annotation of a GenBank genome assembly. NCBI's taxonomy places the organism in Eukaryota, Viridiplantae, Streptophyta, Magnoliopsida, Fabales, Fabaceae.